Oryzias latipes (Japanese medaka) is the source of this 958-nucleotide messenger RNA. RefSeq lists its product as uncharacterized. The record is from RefSeq and is a predicted model, not a curated record. NCBI's taxonomy places the organism in Eukaryota, Metazoa, Chordata, Actinopteri, Beloniformes, Adrianichthyidae.
CAACGGUCCGCAUCCACGUGCAUCACCCGGCGUUGUUUAUUUUUAGAACGGUAGAAACGUUUUUUUUUUUUCUUCUUUCAUUUUUUUCGGUUUGUUCAUGGCAGAGAAACCACAAACAGAAGACAUGAACCCACCAGCAAACAGGGAAUUCACGAGGAGAAGAUCUAUGUUCCUGAUGGAGUAUGAGACCCGCUUCCUCUCACCAAGCCUCGAAAAAUACGCCUCACACAAAAAAGACAAGAAAAGAGACGCAUCAAUCCAAAAGGCUGCGCUGCCACCAGCAACACCUAAACGACACUCUGCACCUCAGGGGGAAAAGGACAACAAGGCCGUCCACACAACCACUUACACAGAGGAUUUUAAAGCUUGGAAAGCCAAGAAACGUCACCCAUGCAAGCUUGAGGACAACUUAGUAGCUUCCCAUGGACUGGUUCCUGUGAGGGAUUCUGGCAAAGAGAGCAGGAAGUGCCAACAGAAAGACGACCGGCUCCCAAAGGACGACGGACACUCUGAAAGGGUCACCAGCGGCAGGCUGGAUUUUUCCGCCACUGUAGAUGAGGCGCAGAAAAGCUGGAGGAUGGCCUGGACCAGUGGAGGUCAUCUCCCUCCGGCUGACGUCAGGGACUCUCUGAAGGUUUUGAAGCUCUACUCUCAGUUCAAGGAGGCUAAUCCAGCAGCAGAGCACAAGCACCAGUCGCCAAAGGCAGAGUGUGAAGCCAGCGAGGAUAAAGGCAUCGAGUGGACCGGGCUGUCUGUGAAGCCCAGAGAGAGAGGCACGAUGGCGAUCCAGCCACCGCAAAAGGACGGCUGGGAAUCUGCUAUCCAGACAAACGAGGACGUCUCCAAACCAAACCAAAGCUGCAACAACCAGCCUCCUCAGGACUCUGUCUUGAAUUACUUCAUCAGCCUCCAUCAAGACUAACAAGUCUUCUUAAAAGAUUAAAACAAACCGACAUGA